This is a messenger RNA of Fukomys damarensis (Damara mole-rat), 8221 nucleotides long. RefSeq names its product coagulation factor VIII (gene F8). The transcript has 26 exons. Gene Ontology annotation, molecular function: oxidoreductase activity; copper ion binding. The coding region runs from base 181 to 7191 and encodes 2336 amino acids. The record is from RefSeq and is a predicted model, not a curated record. Lineage: Eukaryota; Metazoa; Chordata; Mammalia; Rodentia; Bathyergidae.
UUCUCCAGAGUGCUAAUGCUGCUGUCACAUCCAGUGAUUGAAAUGCCUGAAAAUUCUAUGCAAAACAUUAGGGACUUUUGACUAAAUCCUAGAAAGUUUUUUUCUCCUGGGAGCUAAAGACAUUUAGAGAAGAGUUAAACUUUCACUUUUACAAUUAGGCGUUUUCUAGCAGGAAGAGCCAUGCAGCUAGAGCUCUCUACCUACUUCUUUCUGUGCCUUUUGCCCUUCAGUUUUAGUGCCACUAGAAGAUACUAUCUGGCUGCUGUGGAACUGCCCUGGGACUAUCUGCAAAGUGACCUGCUCAGUGAGCUGCAUGUGCACACAAGAUUUCCUCCUGAAAUACCAAGAUCUUUUCCAUUCAACUCCUCAGUCAUGUACAAAAAGACUGUGUUUGUAGAGUUCACAGAUGACCUUUUCAACAUUGCCAAGCCCAGGCCACCCUGGAUGGGUCUGCUGGGUCCUACCAUCUGGGCGGAGGUGUAUGACACAGUGGUCAUUACACUUAAGAACAUGGCUUCUCAUCCUGUCAGUCUUCAUGCUGUCGGAGUAUCUUACUGGAAAGCAUCUGAGGGAGCUGAAUAUGAUGAUCAGACCAGCCAAAGGGAGAAAGAAGAUGAUAAAAUCUUCCCUGGUGAGAGCCAUACUUACAUCUGGCAGGUCUCAACAGAGAAUGGUCCAAUGACCUCUGACCCACAAUGUCUCACCUACUCAUAUUUUUCUCAUGUGGAUCUGGUGAAAGAUCUGAAUUCAGGACUCAUUGGAGCUCUGCUGGUAUGUAAAGAAGGGAGUCUGACCAAAGAAAGGACACAGAACUUGCACCAGUUUGUACUACUUUUUGCUGUAUUUGAUGAAGGAAAGAGUUGGCACUCAGAAACAAAGAGCCUUAGGACACAGGCUUCAGAUUCUGCAUCUGCUGGGGAUUGGCCUAGAAUGCACACAGUCAAUGGCUAUGUAAACAGGUCUCUGCCAGGUCUGAUUGGGUGCCACAGGAAAUCAGUCUACUGGCAUGUGAUUGGAGUGGGCACCACCCCUGAAGUCCAUUCAGUAUUCUUUGAAGGCCACACAUUUCUUGUGAGGAACCAUCGCCAGGCCUCCUUGGAGAUAUCACCAAUAACUUUUCUUACUGCUCAGACACUGUUGAUGGACCUUGGACAAUUUCUACUGUAUUGUCAUAUAUCUUCCCAUCAACAUGAUGGCAUGGAAGCUUAUGUGAAAGUACACAGCUGCCCAGAAGAACCCCACCUGAGGACAAAAAAGGUCGAAGAAGAGGAAGAUUAUGAUGAUGAUGAUGAUCUUGAUUCUGAAAUGGAUGUAUUUAGGUUUGAUGAUGACCACUCUCCCUUUAUCCAAAUUCGCUCAGCUGCUAAGAAGCACCCUAAAACGUGGAUACAUUAUAUUGCUGCUGAGGAGGAGGACUGGGACUAUGCUCCCUCAGUCCACACCUCCAAUGACAGAAGUUAUAAAAGUCAAUAUUUGAACAAUGGUCCUCAGCGAAUUGGUAAGAAGUAUAAAAAAGUCCGAUUUAUGGCGUACACAGAUGAAACCUUUAAGACCCGGGAAACUAUUCAGUAUGAAUCAGGAAUCUUGGGACCUCUACUUUAUGGUGAAGUUGGAGACACACUGUUGAUUAUAUUUAAGAAUCAAGCAAGCCGACCAUAUAACAUCUACCCUCAUGGAAUAACUGUUGUCAGUCCUUUGCACUCAAGGAGAUUGCCAAAAGGUAUAAAACAUUUGAAGGAUUUGCCAAUUCUGCCAGGCGAAAUAUUCAAGUAUAAAUGGACAGUGACUGUAGCAGAUGGGCCAACGAAAUCAGAUCCUCGGUGCUUAACCAGAUAUUACUCCAGUUUCCUUAAUCUGGAGAGAGAUCUAGCUUCAGGACUCAUUGGGCCUCUCCUCAUCUGUUACAAAGAAUCUGUAGAUCAAAGAGGAAAUCAGAUUAUGUCAGACAAGAGAAAUGUCGUCCUGUUUUCUGUAUUUGAUGAGAACCGAAGCUGGUACCUCACAGAAAAUAUGCAGCGCUUCCUCCCAAAUGUAGCUGGAGUGCAGGCCCAGGAUCCAGAGUUCCAAGCCUCCAACAUAAUGUACAGCAUCAAUGGUUACAUUUUUGGUAGCUUGCAGUUGUCUGUUUGUUUGCAUGAGGUGGCAUACUGGCACAUUCUAAGUGUUGGAGCCCAGACUGACUUCUUAUCUGUCUUCUUCUCUGGAUAUACCUUCAAGCACAAAAUGGUCUAUGAAGACACACUCACCCUAUUCCCAUUCUCAGGGGAAACUGUCUUCAUGUCGAUGGAAAACCCAGGUCUAUGGGUUCUGGGGUGCCAUAACUCAGAUUUUCGGAACAGAGGCAUGACAGCCUUACUGAAGGUUUCUAGCUGUAGCAGGAGCACUGGUGAUUAUUAUGAGGACACAUAUGAAGAUAUUCCAACAUACUUGCUGAGUGAUAUCAUUGAACCCAGAAGCUUCUCCCAGAAUUCAAGGCAACCUAGCACCAGGCAAAAGCAAUUCACGGCCACCACAAUUCCAGAAAAUGACACAGAGAAGACUAAUCCUCAGUUUGGGGAGAGAACAAAGAUGGUUAAAGUACACAAUCUUUUCUCCAGUGAUUUGUCCAUGUUCUUGGAACAGAGUCCAGCUCCACAUAGGUUAUCCUUAUCUGAUUAUUUACCUGAAGCAAGAGACAAUAAUGAAGGUCCAUCUAAAGUGGUACACUUAAGGCCAGAGCUCUAUCAAAGUGGAGAUACUGGAUUUACUCCCGAACCAAGCCUCCAAUUAAGAGUGAAUGAGAAUUUGGGAACAACUAUAGCAGUAGAGUUAAAAAAACUUGAUAUAAAAGUUUCUAGUUCACCAAAUAAUUUAAUGGUUUCACCAACAAUUCUAGCAGACCACUUGGCAGCAAGUCCUGAAGAGACAAGUUCCUUAGGAUCCCCAAAUAUGCCAGGUAGUAGUCAAUUAAGCACCAGUGUAUUUGGCAAAAAGUCACCUCCCCCUAUUGGGUCUGGUGUACCUCUGAGCUUGAGUGAAAGAAAUAAUGAAUCCAAGUUGUUAAAAGGAGUGUUAGUGAAUAUUCAAGAAAGUUCACUAGGAAAAAAUAUGUUAUCGAUGGAGAAUAAUAUGUCGCUGAAACAGAAAACAGCUCAGGGACCUGAUUUGUUGAUCAAAGAUAAUGUUUUAUUCAAAGUUAAUAUCUCUUUGAUAAAGAUAAACACGACAUCUAACUAUUCAACAUCUAAUCAAAAAACUCACAUUGAUAGACCAACAUUAUUAAUUGAAAAUAGCACAUCAGUCUGGCAAGAUACUAUAUUAGAAAGAGAUACUGAGUUUCAAAAAAUGACCUCUUUGAUUCAUGAUGAAGUGCUUAUGGACAACAAUACUACAGCUUUAAGGCUAAAUCAUAUAUCAAAUAAAACUAUUUCAUCAAAAAAUAUGGAAAUAGUUGAUCAAAAACAAGCAGGUCUUGUGCCAUCAGAUAAAGAAAAUCCAGAUAUGUUAUUUUUCAGGAUGCUAUGCUUGCCAGAGCCAGCAAAUUGGGAAAAAAGGACCAAUGGAAAGAAUUCCCUGAACUCAGGGCAAGGGCCUAGUCCAAAGCAAUUAUUAUCCUUAGGGAUGGAAUUGACUGGAGAAGAACCUAGUUUCUUGCCAGACAAGAAUAAAGUGGUAGUAGAAGAUAAAUUUACAAAGGACAUAGGACCCAGAGAGCUUAUUCCAAACAACAAGAGCAUAUUGCUUACUAACUUGGCUAAUGCAAAAGAAAAUGAUACACACAAUCACCAAAAAACAAUUCAGGAAGAGAUAAAAAGGAAGGAAGAAUUAAUCCAAGAGAAUGUAGUUUUGCCUCAGGUGCAUACAGUGACUGGCACUAAGAAUUUCCUGAAGAAACUUUUCUUACUGAGUACUAGACAAAACAUAAGUUUAGAUGAGGAGAUAUAUGCACCAACACCUCCAGAUACCAACUUAUUGAACAGUUCAACAAAUGGGACAAAGAUUCACAAGGCUCAUUUCUCACAAAGAAGGGAAGAAAAGGAAACACACCAGGAAAGCUUGAGAAAUCAAACCAAGCAAAUAAUUGACAAAUAUCUAAGUACUGUAGGGAUGUUUCCUAAUCCCAGCCAGAACAAUAUUACUGUCCAACGUGGUAAGCGUUCUUUGAAACAAUUCAGAUUCCCACUAGAAGAAGCAGAGGUUGAAAAGGGACUAAUUGUGGCUGACACUUCAACACAAAGGUCCAAAAACAUGAAAUAUUUGACCCAGAUAUAUUACAAAGAGAAAGGAGGAAAGGCCAUUCCUCAGUCUCCUCUAUCAGAGUUUCCUGUGAAGAAUCAUAGCGUCAAUCAGAGAAAGAGCUUUGCAUCACCCAUUGCAAAGAUAUCAGCAGCUCCAUUCAUUAGACCUACAGAUCUGACACGGACCUCAUCUCAAGGCAGCUCUUCUCAUUUUCUAGCAUUAACCUAUAAUUAUAGCCUUAAGGCAAAAAGUGCAAUGGCCCAAGAAGACAGUCAUUUCUUACAAGUACCCAAAGUAAAUAACCUUUCUUUAGCUAUCCUACCCUUGGAGAUAAUCAGAAAUCAAGGCAAGGUUGGUUCCUUGGGGACAAGUGCCACAAACUCAGUUGCUUACAAGAAACUGGAAAACACUGUUCUCCUAAAACCAAUCUUGCCUGAAGCAUUUGGCAAAAUUGAAUUGCUUCCUAAAGUUCCCAUUCAUCAUGAAGACCUUUUACCUACUGAAACUACCCAUAAGUCUCCUGUUCACCUGGAUCACACUGGAGAGAUUCCUCUUCAGACAACAGCAAGAACUAUAAAAUGGAAUAAGACAAAUGGACCUGAAAAAGUGUCCUUUCUGAAAGGUGCAACAGAAAGCUCUGAAAAGAUGAACUCCAAGCUGCUGGGUCCUCUUGUUUUAGGGAAUCAGUAUGCUACCCAGAUGCCAAAAGAUAAGUGGAGAUCCCAAGAGAAGUCACCAAAAAAUACAGUUUUUAAGAAAAAGGACACCAUUUUGUCUCUGAUCCCCAGUGAAAGCAAUUGUACAGUAGUAGCAAUAAAUGAUGGGCAGAAUAGGCUCCAAGGAGAAGCCAUUUGGGCAAAGCAAGGAGAGCUUGGAAAGCUGUGCUCUCCAAACCCACUUGUCUUGAAGCGUCAUCGAAGGGAAAUAACCUCUAUUACUCUUCAGUCAGAACAAGAAGACAUUUACUAUGAUGAUGCCAUCUCAAGUGAAAACAAGAGAGAUUUUGAGAUUUAUGGUGAGGAUGAAAAUCAAGGUCCCCGCAGCUUUCAAAAGAGAACUCGACACUAUUUUAUUGCAGCAGUGGAGCGGCUCUGGGACUAUGGGAUGAGUAGGAUACCCAGUGUGCUAAGAAACAGGGGUCCGAGUGGCAGUGCCUAUCAGUUCAAGAAAGUAGUUUUCCAGGAAUUUACUGAUGGUUCUUUCACUCAACCUUUAUACCGUGGAGAACUAAAUGAACACUUGGGACUCUUGGGGCCAUACAUAAGAGCAGAAGUUGAAGACAAUAUUGUGGUAACUUUCAAAAACCAGGCCUCUCGUCCCUACUCCUUCUAUUCAAGCCUCAUUUCUUACAAUGAAGAUCAGAAACAAGAAGCAGAACCUAGAAAAAAUUUUGUCAAGCCUAAUGAAACCAAAAUUUACUUUUGGGAAGUGCAGCAACAUAUGGCACCCACUAAGGAUGAAUUUGACUGCAAAGCCUGGGCUUAUUUCUCUGAUGUUGAUCUGGAAAAAGAUAUGCACGCAGGCUUGAUUGGACCCCUUCUGAUCUGCCACAGGAAUACACUGAGCCCUGCUCAUGGGAGACAAGUGACAGUGCAGGAAUUUGCUUUGCUUUUCACUAUCUUUGAUGAGACCAAGAGCUGGUACUUUACUGAAAACAUGGAAAGGAAUUGCAAGUCACCCUGCAAUAUCCAAAUGGAAGAUCCCACUUUUAAAGAGAAUUAUCGCUUCCAUGCAAUCAAUGGCUAUGUGAUGGACACCCUACCUGGCCUAGUAAUGGCUCAGGACCAAAGGACUCGAUGGUAUUUGCUCAGCAUGGGCAGCAAUGAAAACAUCCAUUCGAUCCAUUUCAGUGGACAUGUGUUCACUGUACGAAAAAAAGAAGAGUAUAAAAUGGCAGUUUACAACCUUUAUCCAGGUGCUUUUGAGACAGUGGAAAUGCUAUCAUCCAGAGCUGGAAUUUGGCGAGUAGAAUGCCUCAUUGGCGAGCACUUGCAUGCUGGGAUGAGCACCCUUUUCCUGGUGUACAGCAAGCAGUGUCAGAUUCCUCUGGGAAUGGCUUCUGGACACAUUAGAGAUUUUCAGAUUACAGCUUCAGGACAAUAUGGACAGUGGGCCCCAAAGCUGGCCAGACUUCAUUACUCUGGAUUGAUCAAUGCCUGGAGUACCAAAGAACCUUUUUCCUGGAUCAAGGUGGAUCUGUUGACACCAAUGAUCAUUCACGGAAUCAAAACCCAGGGUGCCCGUCAGAAGUUCUCCAGCCUCUAUAUUUCUCAAUUUAUCAUCAUGUAUAGUCUUGAUGGGAAGAAGUGGCUGACCUAUCGUGGGAAUUCCACUGGGACCUUAAUGGUCUUCUUUGGCAAUGUGGAUUCAUCUGGAGUAAAACACAAUAUUUUUAAUCCUCCAAUUAUUGCACAGUACAUCCGUUUGCACCCAACCCAUUACAACAUUCGCAGCACUCUUCGCCUGGAGUUGAUGGGCUGUGACUUAAACAGUUGCAGCAUACCACUGGGAAUGGAGAGUAAAUUAAUAUCAGAUGCACAGAUUACUGCCUCGUCCUACUUCACCAAUAAGUUUUCUACCUGGUCUCCUUCACAAGCCCGGCUUCACCUCCAGGGGAGGACUAAUGCCUGGAGACCUCAGGUGAAUAACCCAAAAGAGUGGCUGCAAGUGGACUUUCAGAAGACAGUGAAAGUCACUGGAAUAAUCACCCAAGGAGUGAAAUCUCUCCUGACCAGCAUGUUUGUAAAGGAGUUCCUCAUCUCCAGCAGUCAAGAUGGCCAUCACUGGACUCUCUUUUUACAAAAUGGCAAAAUAAAGGUUUUUCAGGGAAAUCAAGACUCCUUCACACCUGUGGUGAACUCUCUAGACCCCCCACUAAUGACUCGCUACCUGAGAAUUCACCCCCAGAGCUGGGCACACCAGAUUGCCCUAAGGCUGGAGGUUCUGGGCUGUGAGGCCCAGCAGUUCUACUGAGGGACACUUCGCCUUCCUUCUCAGCUCCGAGACAUUCCCCGACUCCAGACCAUCGCUCCUGUCCAGCUUCCAAGCUGCGUAUCACCCCACACUGUCUAGAGUACCAUAAUUUGUUAUGAAUUUAUGUAUAGUCCCAGCAGACAUUUCCCUGAAGCUUCCCAAAAUGUUAAUCUUGCAUCUCCUGACGUUAGCACUCAUAAAACCACAACUUCCUCUGUUGUAGGAAGAUGGCAUGUUGAAAGUUGCCAGAAGAUAUUCGUGAUGUAAACAUUUCACAUUAGGCGUCAUACAUUUGAAAUGAGAUUAUGACUUGUUUAUUUUCCUGAUCAAGCAUGGAAGGAAACAUGUUUUGGGAUCAUAUCAACACACUCUUGAUAUCAAAAGGCAAGUCAUUUUCACAGUCUGCAAAAUGGAGAUAAGAGCUACUACACUGAAGUCUGUUUGGCUAAAUUUAGUAUCAGAAGGAUAUCUAUAUAAAACCCUUUUGUCUUAAUUUUUUAAUUUUUAAAAAACUUUGUGUUUUUCUGUUAUCUUUUUGGGGUUUGUCUUAGUUCCAAUCAACAAAAAUGGGUGAAGAAUGUAAAAUUAUUGGGAACACUGAGGUGAAACGAGUAUCUUCAUAAAAUUUGUGGUGAACUGCUUCUCAGCCUUUUGGCUAAGAUCAAGAAUAAAAUUUGUGGUGACCAAGAAAAUUAAUGGAAAUAAUAGAGUCCUAAAAACCAUAUUUUCAGUAUUUCUAUGGAAAAAUGAGGGAAAUCCAUGGGUGUCUGGGACAGAAGAUAUAAACUUUGUAAUUCCAACAAUGCCUUCAUCCCCCCCCCAAAUAACACAACAGCAAUGUAAUGGGAAAUUUUGUAUCAUGACUAAAAACCACUUACAGAGAUCCAAUUUUAACCACUCUUGUACAGAACUUAAUGAUCUUAUUUUGAUAUUUUUUCCCCAUUGACUAUACAUCUCUACUUCUGUAAUGCCUUGGAAAUCAGUUCUUUUGCAUUCCUGCUGGUUUCUUUAGUAAUGAGUUAAUAAAGCA